This is a messenger RNA of Trypanosoma grayi, 1389 nucleotides long. RefSeq names its product glycosyltransferase ALG2. The transcript has a single exon. The annotation marks the transcript as partial. The record is from RefSeq and is a predicted model, not a curated record. Gene Ontology annotation, molecular function: GDP-Man:Man(1)GlcNAc(2)-PP-Dol alpha-1,3-mannosyltransferase activity; alpha-1,3-mannosyltransferase activity. NCBI's taxonomy places the organism in Eukaryota, Euglenozoa, Kinetoplastea, Trypanosomatida, Trypanosomatidae.
AUGCACAUCUUCUAUCUGUUUCUUAGUGUUGGCUUUGGGUUCUCCUGUCUGCUAUUCGGCGUUGCCCUGCUCGUGCGGCUCAAGACGAUCGAGGCUGCGCAGCGCCGCCUCGAGCCACACGAGAUGCGACUGCGAGAUCCGACAGAUGUCGCUGCGCAGAAGGCGGCACGGCGCCCGCUGCGGGUGGUGAUCCUGCACCCCGAUCUUGGCAUUGGCGGGGCGGAGCGGCUUAUCAUAGACGCGGCGGUUGGGUUGCAGAAGCACCAACAGGUGACACCCUUGAGUACGACAAUUGUGACGAAUCACCACGACCCGAGGCGUGCCUUCCCAGAGACUGUGGACGGCACCGUGACGGUGCACGUGUGCGGUGCGUGGCUGCCGGCUUCUUUCUUUGGGCGUGCCAAAGUAUUCUGUGCCACGCUGCGGAUGAUGUGGGCUGCCUUCGUCGCAGCCUCCUCAUACCCAGAUACAGACUGUUUCAUGGUGGAUCAGGUGGCCGCCGUUCUCCCGGUUCUCUGUUGCUUUGCACCGCAAGUUCCGCGCCUCUUUUACUGUCAUUUCCCUGAUCAGUGCUGUGAUUCUAAUCGAGACAUCGAUGGCUGCUUUGUAAAACCGCCGUCGAAACUGCACAUAUGGUACAGACGCUUCUUUGAUGCAGUAGAGGCGCGUGCGAUGGGCUACGCGGACAGCAUAGUGUCAAACUCUAAGUUCAGUAGGGAUAUGGCGGUGAAAACGUUUCCGCAGCUGCGGUCUGUAAUUGAUCCCGAGAUGGACAUCUUUUAUCCUCCUGUCUCGUGGCCAGCAGAGUCGGCACCUGAAUCAGGUACGGAAGAGACCGAGGUACUUCUGAAACGUAUCAAAGGCCACACUGUGGUGCUUAGCAUUAAUCGAUAUGAAAGGAAGAAAAACCUGGCACUUGCAAUUGAAUCAUUCGCUCGUGUUGUAUCAAAAACCUUGGAUGUAUUAGCGAAGCCGCCACUUCUCAUCAUUGCAGGUGGAUAUGAUCUGCGGCUGGCGGAAAAUGUAGAACAUCUCCAGGAACUCAAGGAGCUAGCGGCAAGUUAUCACCACAUAGCUGAACGGGUUAUAUUUCUACAAAACAUAUCCAAUGCGACGAAGAGUCAGCUUCUCUCUCACUGUUGCUGCCUUGUUUACACCCCAACAAUGGAGCACUUCGGAAUUGUGCCGACGGAGGCUAUGGUGUGCGCCAGGCCGGUUGUUGCGGUGAACCAGGGUGGCCCAUGCGAGAGCGUCGGUGAAGGCGGCAGCCUGUGCGAGCCCACACCGGAGGCGUUUGCAGAGGCGAUAGCAGCGUAUAUGACUGAUGAGAAUUUGGCAAAACGUGUGGGCACCGCCGGCCGGCAGCGUGCAUUGCGGCUGUUCAGUAUC